CGAGAGGCAGCGGCGGGCGGAGGGAGGCGGGCUCAGGGGCGCUGGAAGGGCGCGCGCGGCGAGGGGCGCAUGCAGGGCCCUGGUGCGGCGCUUCUCCUGAGCACCAGGGAACUGGGGCCCGUGCGCCAGGGCUCGGCCACCUGGUACAGCCAGGACCAAGGCCCGGCGUGCGGUUGGCUGCGGAAGCCGCAGCCACCUGAGCCACGCACCAGUUCCCCCGCCUCUUGGCCCUGGGUUCCCUACCCUAAAUACCGGCCUCCUGGGAAGCCGCCAUGGCCAGGGCCCGCCUCCGCCCGACCCGAGGUGGGUUGCACUGGCGGCCAGCGCCUGGUCAGCAGUCCUGGCCUCGUGCCCCACCAAGGCCACGCCUCCAAGACUCCUGCACACAGCACCCGCGCCCAAGGCGCUGUGGAUCCCCACCUACUCAGCCCCCAGCCUGCCCAGGUCCUGGAUGAUCCUUCGCCGCAGGACGGAUCCCUUGUCCUCUGGAGAGGAUUCUCCAAGGCACAGCACCACAUGGGCCGGCUCAGAAACGCCAAAAUCCACGUGGAGAGAGCUGUCAAGCAGAAGAAGAUCUUUAUGAUCCAAGGCCGCUACCCAGUGAUCCGGUGUCUCUUACGCCGGAGAGGCUGGGUAGAGAAGAAGAUGAUCCAUCACACAGGCACCACCCUGCUGCCACCCCAGAAGGAUCUAGACGGCUCAGUGAUGGGUGAUAGUGACACCACUGAGGAAGGGACGGGGGUCUCAUCAGGUCUGGGCUCUGCAUACACUGAGGAUGAAGAAGAAGAAGAGCAGUAUCGGCCACCACAGCUGUUUGACUUCAAUGGCCUUCUGGAAUUUGAUGACCUAGAUGGGACACAUGCUUUGAUGUCCCGCAUGGUUCGGAAUGAGACACCCUACCUUAUCUGGACCACCCGGCGAGAUGUGCUGGACUGUCGCUUCCUCUCCAAAGAUCAGAUGAUAAACCACUAUGCCCGAGCUGGCUCCUUUACUACAAAGGUGGGUCUGUGUCUCAAUCUCCGGAACUUGCCCUGGUUUGAUGAGGCUGAUGCUGACUCCUUCUUCCCACGUUGCUACCGCCUGGGUGCUGAAGAUGACAAAAAAGCCUUCAUAGAGGACUUCUGGCUGACAGCUGCCCGCAACGUUCUCAAGCUGGUGGUGAAGUCGGAAUGGAAGUCAUACUCUAUCGAAGCAGAAAAGGAAGAGGCCCCAGAAGAGAAGCAGCCCAAGAAACAGGAAAAAAAACCCAUGACGGUGUCCCCAGAGUUUGUGGAUGAGGCCCUAUGUGCUUGUGAGGAGCACCUUAGCAACUUGGCCCAUAUGGACAUUGACAAGGACCUGGAGGCUCCAUUGUACCUCAGCCCUGCAGGCUGGUCCCUCUUCCUCCAGCGCUACUAUCAAGUGGUCCAGCCCUGCCCUGCCCAAGUCCCACCAUCUUCCCACAGUGAGGGGGCAGAACUCAAGCACCUGGAUGCACAGGUCCAGCGCUGUGAGGAUCUCCUGCAGCAGCUGCGGGCCGUGGUGCCCCAGAUUGACAUGGAAGGGGACCGUAACGUCUGGAUUGUGAAGCCAGGAGCCAAGUCCCGUGGACGAGGCAUCAUGUGCAUGGACCACCUGGAGGAGAUGCUGAAGCUGGUGGACUGCAACCCCAUGAUGAUGAAGGACGGCAAAUGGGUGGUACAGAAGUAUAUUGAGCGCCCCCUGCUCAUCUUUGGCACCAAGUUUGACCUGAGACAGUGGUUCCUGGUGACUGACUGGAACCCACUUACUGUGUGGUUUUACCGUGAUAGCUACAUCCGCUUCUCCACACAGCCCUUCUCCCUGAAGAACCUGGACAACUCUGUGCACCUCUGUAAUAACUCUAUCCAGAAGCACCUCGAGAACUCCUGCCAUCGCCAUCCCAUGCUACCCCCAGACAACAUGUGGUCCAGCCAGAAGUUCCAGGCCCACCUGCAGGAGAUGGGGGCCCCAAAUGCUUGGUCCACCAUCAUUGUGCCUGGCAUGAAGGCUGCUGUGAUCCAUGCACUUCAGACCUCCCAAGAUACAGUGCAGUGUCGGAAGGCCAGCUUCGAACUCUAUGGCGCGGACUUUGUAUUUGGUGAGGAUUUCCAGCCCUGGUUGAUCGAGAUCAAUGCCAGUCCCACCAUGGCACCCUCCACGGCUGUCACUGCCCGGCUUUGUGCUGGUGUACAAGCUGACACCUUGCGCGUGGUCAUCGACCGGCGGCUGGAUCGUAACUGUGACACAGGAGCCUUUGAGCUCAUCUAUAAACAGCUUGCCGUGGAGGUGCCCCAGUAUGUGGGUAUCCGGCUCCUGGUGGAGGGUUCCACCAUCAAGAAGCCCAUGGCACUGUGUCAUAGGCGGAUGGGGGUCCACCCAUCACUCCCUCACCUGCUGACCCAGCAAGGCUCUGGGGAAGGCAAGGACAUGGGGACCCCAACCCACAGGUCAGCUUCUAGGAAAGUUGCUGGGGCCAGGAGCCUGGGGCACAUUGAGAAGCCAGACUCUACUGCUACCACCUCAAUCCCCGGGAAGGGGAAGAAAGCCCCUUACCACUUCCCCAGCCUCCACGCCAAGGCACGGCUGCCUUCUCCCUAUGUGCUCCAACCCCAGGGGCGCGUCCUCAGAAUGCAGCCCAGCAAACUGGUGGGCUCUAAGGCCCUAUCGGCCACAGGCAAGGCCCUGAUGACUCUACCUACGGCCAAGGUUAUGAUUUCUGUUCCACCUGAUUCUGACCUCAAGAUGGCACCCAGCAUCCCGAAGCCAAGAAAGGCUGUUGCUCCCAAGCACCUUCGAGGUUCCCAACCUGGCAGUGCCUUGUGGCCUCAGACCCUUGAAGUCGGAACUCUUCCCAGCACCCAUAGGAAGGUCAAGGUCAAAGGCAAGUUCAAGGCAAGACUCUGCGACAAACCCAAGGCUGAGACAUACCCUGUGAAGAGGCUGAGCCUCCCUAUAUCCCUGCCCCUUACUGAUACCUGCCAGAAGCUGGGGAGCAUGGGGGUUACGAGGCUAGGGAAAACCUGCUCUGUUCCCCACUGCCUCUGUCCUGGAUCCAGUACCAAAUAAAGAGGAGCAAAUGAAGUAUGGUAGGCUUUGGCUCCACCGCUGUUGUUGGGUGAAGAACAGAUGGAGUGAAGCCUCUACCCUACAGCCCAGAGCAAGAGCUAACAGCAGCCUUAAUUCCUACCUAGUGACAGAAAAGGAGCUUUCUGUUAAGAUACUUCCCUGGUAUCUCUGAUCUUUAGGUGGGGGUCGGGAAAGAGCCUUCACUUAUACAGAUGAAGAAACAGUCUGAAAACAGAGAUGUGGCUUGCCCAAGAUCACGUGGCAGUGAAAAGUCAGGGACACAUUGCCAGAACUGCUGACAACUUUGAGUCCCUACCCCAACCCCAGAGGUUGAGCUGGGAUGGCAGAAUGACAUCCAGUGGGCACAGGGACACUUAUUACACAACACAGGGGAAAGGGCAGACCUUGCUGAAACCCCAGCCUUCUUCACAGGCUAUGGGUCUGUCCCUUUAUCAGCAAGGAGCCAAUGUCAGCUAAAAUGAGAUACCCAACAAAACACGCCCAUGUGGAAAAAUCUGGUGUCUCCUAGUUGUAGUGGGUUGAAUGGCGGCCCCCUAAAAGAUAUGUCUCCUGUCACCUGCAUGUAUGUCCUUAAGCAGGUAAGGAGUUUUGUAAUUGAUGAUCUUGAGAUGAAAUCACCCCAGAUUAUCUGAUUGGUCCCUAAGCCCAACAAUAAACAUCUUUGUAAGAAUCAGAAAAGAUGACAGGAGAUAAAAAACUCUACUUCCAUUUUCUUAGGUCCUGACUGGAUCUGAGAACUAAAUUACAUAAGCUAUAUUAACAGGACUUGGCAUGGGAGCCCUUAUAAAUGAAGACCCAAAAAGGCAGUUAGAGUCAGUUACUGGCUCAGACAAAGAAUAGUUGUGAAAAAGCUACUAAAUUAUGCAGGGAGGCUUAAAAGACAGGAGUUAUUUAUUUAUUGGCCAUGCUUGGGAUGGAUCUCAGGGCAUCAUACAUCCUAAACAGGCACUCUUACCAUUGAGCUACAUCCCCAGCACUGGAGUUAUUUUAAUAAGGUCUUCACAGAAUUCUUUUGGUUUUGACUUCUUGUUUAUAAGUAGGGAUGCUAUAUAUUUCUAAUGGGAAUUGAGUCAUAUCUGUUUUUAAGAAGCCGUACAAAGGUCAAAGUGAUGUUUUUCUUUUUUUGCAUACUAGGGAUGGAACCCAGUAUGCUAAGUAAGCACUCUGCCACUGAGCUACGUGUCCAGCCCUAAAGUGAUUUCAUAGU
This is a messenger RNA of Sciurus carolinensis (gray squirrel), 4294 nucleotides long. Its product is annotated as actin-related protein 2/3 complex subunit 4. The coding region runs from base 70 to 3066 and encodes 998 amino acids. NCBI's taxonomy places the organism in Eukaryota, Metazoa, Chordata, Mammalia, Rodentia, Sciuridae. Gene Ontology annotation, molecular function: actin filament binding. The transcript has 14 exons. The record is from RefSeq and is a predicted model, not a curated record. Gene Ontology annotation, biological process: actin filament polymerization; Arp2/3 complex-mediated actin nucleation; cilium assembly. Gene Ontology annotation, cellular component: actin cytoskeleton; Arp2/3 protein complex; cilium.